Molecule: messenger RNA, 795 nt
Organism: Aspergillus ruber CBS 135680
Lineage: Eukaryota; Fungi; Ascomycota; Eurotiomycetes; Eurotiales; Aspergillaceae
Product: spliceosome-associated CWC15 family protein
Exons: 7
Coding region: 47-751 (234 amino acids)
Biological process (GO): mRNA cis splicing, via spliceosome
Cellular component (GO): catalytic step 2 spliceosome
Molecular function (GO): RNA binding
Source: RefSeq, a predicted model, not a curated record
CGAUUGACGACGCUUCAACCAUUGACUACAGCUACGUUUAGGCAUUAUGACGACGGCUCACAGACCGACGUUCGAUCCCGCACAAGGGCGAGAAGCCCUCCGCGGGCCCGCGUAUCACCAGCGCCUUCUUCCCGCGCACAUGCACCUGAAGACUCGUCAACAAGGCCAAGGUCAUGAAGGCGAAGUGCAACAGCGCGACCUCCGAGCAGAACUCCUCCAAGCCGAAGCAGCUCACUUCGCCAAGAAGCGCGGCGUCCCCGUCGACGAGCCGAUUGUCGAGAGUGCACCGAAACGUCAAAUUGAAGGGCCUCCAGGUGGCGAUGAUGGAGGGCCGGGAGAAAUAGAAGAGGAUCCGGAGGCGAAGCGGCGACGUGUAUUGGAGGAGACGCGAGAUAUAGACGCGGAUUCGGAUGGGUCGGAGGAUGAUAGUAGUGAGGAUGAGAGUGACGAGGAGGACGAAGAGGCUGAAUUGAUGCGCGAGUUGGAAAAGAUUAAGAGGGAAAGACAGCAGCAGAAGGAGAAGGAAGAGCGCGAACGAGCCGCCGAGGAAGAGGAAAAGCGCGAGGUCGACAUUGCCAAGGGUAAUCCCCUGUUGAACACUCAAGACUUCAACUUGAAGCGGAGAUGGGACGACGAUGUCGUGUUCAAGAACCAGGCCCGGGGAACUGAGCAGAAGAGGGGACCAGAAUUCGUCAACGAUUUGUUGCGGUCCGACUUCCACAAGCGCUUUAUGUCUAAAUAUGUCCGGUAAAGCGCAUACUCUAGUUCUAUCUUUUUAUUUUUUUUUUUUAUUUU